AUGAACUAUUUAUUGUUGGUCACGGUGAUAUUUGGAGCUAGCCUAAUUAAUUCAUCAUGGGCGUCAGAGUUUUGCCCACAGGACGAGUUAGUGAAGCCGUGCGUAUGCGAAAAAGACCCUGAUACAAACCAACUGACCUUGGUCUGUGACGAGUAUUGGAUACGUAACGAUGAAUUCGAUGCCCUAUUCAAGCGAUUGAGUGGUCGGGGUCUCAAAUUUCACGAGCUCAUCAUAGGGCAAACCAAGAUCUAUGAGCUAGGUCCUAAUCAGUUUCAAGAUGUGCAGUUUGAAAAGAUUACACUCGACAAUCUGAACAAGGUUGAAAGAAUUCACAAACUGGCUUUUAAUGGCAUCGCAAACAAUUUGAUCUCGUUCAAAAGUAGAGACGCACCCCUGGGCUACUAUACACCGUCGGCCGACUACAACAUAUACCAGGCGUUGAGUGCGUGCAAUAAUUUACGGUACAUUGACAUCGAAGGGAGCGGCUAUUUGACCCAGGUGGAUGAUCACGCGUUUGAGUCGCUGAGAAAAUUGUGCCUGCUCAAAAUAACACGAAGUGGACUGAGCAAGAUUGGCAAAAACGUGCUUGUACAAAGUGUACGCGAGUCGGACAUCGUGGUCGAUUUUAGCAAAAACAAAAUUACCGAGAUCGCCGCCGACGCGUUCAACAAUCAACGUGGUUUCUUUUUGAACGUAUCGUAUAACAAGCUGACCGAGGUGACAUUUCACAAGGAUGUUUUCCACAUUGACUUCUUUGCCCCGGAGGUCAGCCUUGAUAUACGCGGCAAUGCGUUCAAACAUCUGCCCGAAGCCACGUUCCAGUGGUUGCUUAAGUUGGAUAUACUCAGCACAGGGCCCCGUGUGUUGGCCGACCCCCUGGACUGCCAGUCGUGCGCCAAUUGGUGGCUAUUCAGCGAUGAUAAGUACGCCCGACAUUUCCCCGCCUUUAAGUGCGCCGACGGUUUGGCCUUUGAUUAUCGCAAACAUUUUCAUAAAUGUUAA
Messenger RNA from Medioppia subpectinata, 1002 nucleotides. Lineage: Eukaryota; Metazoa; Arthropoda; Arachnida; Sarcoptiformes; Oppiidae. The record is from the annotation of a GenBank genome assembly.